Harpegnathos saltator (Jerdon's jumping ant) is the source of this 3288-nucleotide messenger RNA. It is a transcript of the gene Mnn1, whose product is annotated as menin 1. The transcript has 4 exons. The record is from RefSeq and is a predicted model, not a curated record. Gene Ontology annotation, biological process: regulation of transcription by RNA polymerase II; negative regulation of cell cycle; negative regulation of cell population proliferation. NCBI's taxonomy places the organism in Eukaryota, Metazoa, Arthropoda, Insecta, Hymenoptera, Formicidae. Gene Ontology annotation, molecular function: Y-form DNA binding; chromatin binding; transcription cis-regulatory region binding. Gene Ontology annotation, cellular component: nucleus; chromatin; histone methyltransferase complex. The coding region runs from base 364 to 2187 and encodes 607 amino acids.
CGGCGCCGCGAUGCGCCGAACGAGAGUCACGGUAUACGACACGGCACUGGCACUGCACACUGCACAGCAGCACAGCGACGGAGAGUCACCGUGUCAGCAUUUGUCGUGCGGUGAUGCGAGAGAAGCGCGUAGCUCGCCGCUCGGCCUGCAGCGUCAACGGAGCGAGUCGCUAGUGCGCGCGCGUUCAGCAACGAGCCGGCGUAUCCGACGUGACCGCCCGUAGUGGAUUCGCGCUUGGUUUCUGUCACGAGUCGUUCGACGAAACUCGCAUUAUGACAGGCCCGUCUCGGGCGUCGUAGAUCCGCCAGCGUCGCGUACUGUACGUUCGGUCCAGUCUACUGAGCGGCGGACCUCUUCAGCGACAUGGCGGGCUUUCGGGACGAGGACAGGGCCCUGUUCCCGAUCCAGAGCAUCUCCGCGAUCGUGCAGAUCUUCAAGAACCAGCUGGAGAACAGCGCCGAGCCGGAUCUCGCGCUGCUCUCGAUCCUCGUCGGCGCCGUGGAGAAUUCCCUAACCUGCAAUCGCGCCUUCGUCUCCCAGGAGAACGUAGUCUACGACGAGCCGAAGCUACCAGCGGUCGAAUACCAUAUCGCCGAGGCCCUUUACACCAAGUUCCACGCGGUGAUUAAGGGCGCCGUCGACCUCACUGUUUAUGACACCAAGUACGCCACCAGAGAACUCGUGAAGAAGGUGUCGGACGUGAUAUGGAAUUCGCUCACUAGAAGUUACUAUAAAGACCGAGCUCAUCUGCAGAGUCUCUACAGUUACUUGACGGCAAACAAGCUGGAUUGUUUCGGUGUUGCCUUCGCUGUGGUGGCAGGAUGCCAGGUUCUGGGAUUCAAGGAUGUGCAUCUCGCAAUGUCAGAGGAUCACGCUUGGGUUGUGUAUGGAGAGGACGGCACAGAGACAGCUGAGGUCACAUGGCAUGCAGGUAAAGGAAAUGAGGACAAGCGUGGGCAGCCGGUGGAGCCUGGUGUGGCAUCUCGCUCGUGGCUCUAUGUGAAUGGUCAUGCGGUCGUGUGCUCUCGUGCUAUGGAAGUGGCUACCAUAGUGUCAGCCAUAAACCCUAGUCUGAGCGCAACAGCCGAUGCGGCUGAAGUCGCGUUGCUUCAGCAGGAAUUGCUGUGGCUGUUGUACGAUUUAGGCCAUCUGGCAAAGUACCCAAUGGCACUGGGUAACCUGGGUGAUUUGGAAGAAGCUGCGCCUACACCUGGAAGACCGCCGGCCAUAGACCUCUUUCAGGAAGCCAUAAGAUCGGCGAGGAAGUAUUACGGAAAUGCACAUGUCUAUCCGUACACUUAUCAAGGCGGAUAUCUGUAUCGGCAUGGGUUACACGCGAACGCACUAUCGUCGUGGGCCGACGCCGCUGAUGUCUUGCGAAAAUAUGAUUACUCGCGGGACGACGGCGAGAUAUACAAGGAGUUGAUAGAGAUCGCCAACGAGCUGAUACCACAUACGGUGCGCGCCGACGAGCGGCUGUUACGACAACCGCGUUGCUUCGCGCAUUUGUUGAGAUUCUACGACGCUAUCUGCCAGUGGGAGGAGGGCGCAAACACCCCUGUGCUGCAUAUUGGCUGGGCCCGGCCGUUGGUGAACACGAUCUCGAAAUUCGAUGCCGGUAUACGCGCGCAAGUGGUCAUAGAGUGCUACAGCACCGAGGCCAGGCCGGAGGAGCAGGCGGCGCAAAAGAGAGAAACCAGCCCUGAGGAGACGCUCAACAACAACAACAACAAUUACUGCAAGACCAAGGAGAGGGGCAACGCGGCGCGAGACCUGAUCAAGAGUCUAGAGUCCAAAGUACCCUCCAACCCGGCGCCCACGCAUCCGAGUAUCCAGGCGCUGACGGCAGCCUGCAGCGAGAAGAUACUCAACAGAGACUACUUGCUGCAGGGUGGCGGUGAGCCAUUCGUCGCCCCACCGGACGACGCUCUGCCGCCCGCGCCUUCGACGUCCCAAGAGAACGUCGACCCCGAGGUGGAGGCAGACUCCGAGAACGAGAGGCCCAGGGUGAUAUUAUACAGCCAGAAGAUGAAGGGCCUGAAGGACCUGCUGCUGGCGGAGAAGCUCAACACCAGCGCCGUGGUGUUGCAACUGACGGCGCAGAGUCAGGUGCAGAUCGGUAAGAAGUCUCGCGGUGGCGAUGACGUGGGUGUCAGUCAGCGCCCCAAAAGGACACGCCGGGAAUAGUAUAAGAUACUCGACCGACGUUUCGGCAUAGUAAAAUAUUAAAAUGGUGCCAGCAAAGGGUCUCAGUGGACCCUCCGCGACUCUCGGCGAGUCCAAGUCGGAUAUACAUGAUCGAAUCGCGCGCGAUUGGUGCGCUGACGUUAAGGUAUACCGACACUUCCUCGCUCUCGGUUUUCUCCCACCGACGCUCUGGGCGCAUUGCUAUCCUCCCCGGCUGGACUCGCCGGAAUCUCUCGACCCGAUGAGCGUCGCGAUGAAUAUCGUGUGCCGUUUGAUUUCAAUCAAUCCUCCACGGUGCUUCUCGUUUUCUGCAACGGCGAAGGCCGCGCGGGUCCUUUGCGAGACACGUUUACGUUACCGUCGGGAAAUAUAUCGCCGUUAGACUUGUAGAUAAAGUAGAUACGAAGAAAAUUUGUAGAAAAGUACAAAAAAGUUUUCCCCAGUUUGAGUUAAUGGGCGGGGUCGCUCGUAGCUCGUCACAAAAUGGAUAAUCUCUUCGUCGUCUGCCGAUUGUCCCGUUCGGCGCCACCUCGUCGAGACUUUCUCGCCCGACGUUUCGCCGUCCGAGAUCCUUCCUCGGUCGCGGCGUUAUUUCGGUCUCGCCGAAAUUUCGAGAUGAUCGAAACGCGGGGGGAAACAAUUUCCAGGUUCAGUCCCGCUUUUACAUUUUAAAAAACGACACGUUGCGUUGGAGCGUUAAACUUAACAACGUAUUUUUUAGAUGUUAUAUUUUUUUAUAACGUUAUAACGUUAUUGUGUCCAUCGCGAUAAAUGUUGCGACGUUCAAUCGGUCGGUAUCUCAGCGCGCUUCUUCACGAGAGCGUCGUGAACGAGCGAACACGACGAGCGGCGAGACGUCCGAGCGCGAAGGUGCGCGGACGAGGAGGAAGUGACCGAGGGACAGCAGAAACAGCAGACAAGGAAGUGACUUGCUACCGUCGCAAUUCGACUAUUGUGCGUGUAAAUAUCUCCUUGAUUCUUCCACAGUGCGUAGAGCUGUGACUUGCGGUAAGGGGAAAGGAAAGGGAGGAGAAGGAAUCGCGAGUGUUGUACCUAAAGCUAUCUCCGCGGGAGGGAAAAUACACACAGUUAUUUAUUCUA